AAACAUAACCUCCAAAUAAUAAACGCCAAUUUUCCCUCGAAAAAGUAGCCAUUAAAGUUAAAUUAAAUGAAGAAAUGCUAAUAAGUUAAAAUUUUCCUUUCAAUUUCUUUAUGUGAACGUAACAAAAAACAGAAGAGUUCUAUAAAUCACUUUCUUUUUUAAACUAAAAAUGCAGACCAGCUACAUAAAAGGUGAAUGUACAGAUAUGUGUCCACCUGCUGAAAGGGAACUAAGAAAAAAUGAAAGGCUAAUUCACAUUCUCGAACUCUCACCAGACUCCAAACCAGAAAGAGAAAGAAUGGUGAAAUGUUUUGUAAGGUCGGCAGCUGGAAAAGACAUGCAUGACCCAAAAAAUUUAAGAACCCCCGAGACCCUACUGAAGACUGUGAACUAUUUGGUGAUUGAAAUUCUACCAAAUAAAGUGCAUCCAGCUCAUCUCACAUUUGACUUUAUAACAGAUAGACUGAGGUCUGUAAGACAGGAUAUGGUUAUUCAAAACCUUCCUAUGGCUUGUAGUAUCUGUUUACUGCAACCAAUUGUAAGGCUUUAUGCCUAUGCUACUUACAGACUAUGUGAAGAACCAAUAGCAAAUUUUGAUCCUUACAUAAACAAAACACACUUACAAGAAUGCCUCAAAAGACUUCUUUGCCUGUAUGAUGAAUGUGACAGGAUGUUUGGCUGUGAAAAUGAUGAUCUGAAAAAUGCAUCCUUCAUGAAGGUUUUAGAACAAAACAGACCUUUAUUUGAGGCAAUGUAUCUAGUGUUGAAUUUGGGCAAUACAAUUGCUCUAACCAGGGCACUAAGCUUGCCCAAGAUGUGGAAAACGGAUGUUGUAAUCAUGGCAAUCUCAUUAUCUAGAGACUAUAAUAAAAAUAAUUUUGUCAGAGUUUGCCAAGGUUUCUAUAAGAUUCCAACUUUGCUUAAAGGACUUGCUGCGAUUCAUCUCCCAGAAAUACGAAGGAAAGCAUUUAAAGUCAUGUCUGUAGCAUAUAAUAGCAAACAUCUCACUUUUCCCAUGAUUAAGUUAAAAGAAAUGCUUCUCUAUGAUAAGAAAGAGGUGCUAAAACAGGAUCUGAAAAGUUAUGGCUUUAAGUUUGACCAAUGCAGAGUCCACUUUUUACGUACUGAUUAUGUAGAACCAAGUAACCCUCUGCCUCCCAAGCAUAUUAAUUUUAUUGAUGAAGAAUUCAAAGAUGUGGAAAUACCAGACUUAAUUUUAAAUAUCCAAUAAUUAGUUUUAUUAGCCGAAAUAUGGAAUAAAUAUAAUUAAUUCAAUAUCUGAUAUUUAUUGAUAUUUUGAAAAAAAUCAUGUGAUUUUUAAAUGAGACUGUUCCAUAUUUCAGCCACUUACUGAAUGUUUUUUAUGUGUUGUGUUCCUUUUUUUUAUGUUUUUUAUUUGUGGCCAAAUCUUAUGAAACAAUGUACCUGAAAACUUAGAGACUUAUAUAUUUGGUUUCUUUGGCCAGCAUUUUCUUUUAGGAUAUAUUUUAUAUUUUUAUACUAAUAAAAAAACUAUAAUUAUUUUAACAA
This is a messenger RNA of Anthonomus grandis grandis, 1530 nucleotides long. Its product is annotated as germinal-center associated nuclear protein. Gene Ontology annotation, biological process: centrosome duplication; spindle assembly. The coding region runs from base 170 to 1231 and encodes 353 amino acids. NCBI's taxonomy places the organism in Eukaryota, Metazoa, Arthropoda, Insecta, Coleoptera, Curculionidae. The transcript has 7 exons. The record is from RefSeq and is a predicted model, not a curated record. Gene Ontology annotation, cellular component: nucleus; centrosome; spindle.